Molecule: messenger RNA, 315 nt
Organism: Nicotiana tabacum (common tobacco)
Lineage: Eukaryota; Viridiplantae; Streptophyta; Magnoliopsida; Solanales; Solanaceae
Source: RefSeq, a predicted model, not a curated record
AUGUGGGCAUUGAAGAAAUUGAACUUUGAGUGGGAUGUAGCUGCCAGUCUUCGGGUGGAGCAGUUGAAUGAACUUGAUGAGUUCCGAUUCCAUGCUUACUUCAGUUUGUCCUUGUAUAAGGACAAGAUGAAGUACCUACAUGAUAAGUAUAUCCAGAACAAAGAACUUAAAGAAGUGGUACAUGUGUCUCCUUUGGGUGCUCUUGAUUUGAAAAAUAAAAAUGGUGAGAUUUUUAGAGUCAAUGUGCACCGGGUGAAGCAUUACCUUGGUAAGGUUGAUUAUGGCCACGUUGUGGCAUUGCUCCAUUUCAAAUGA